Lycium barbarum (goji berry) is the source of this 715-nucleotide messenger RNA. Its product is annotated as protein NUCLEAR FUSION DEFECTIVE 6, mitochondrial-like. Gene Ontology annotation, cellular component: mitochondrion. The transcript is spliced from 3 exons. The coding region runs from base 47 to 337 and encodes 96 amino acids. The record is from RefSeq and is a predicted model, not a curated record. Lineage: Eukaryota; Viridiplantae; Streptophyta; Magnoliopsida; Solanales; Solanaceae.
AAUAAAACCCCCGCAAAGCCACAUUUUGUCUCUCCGUAUUACAAUAAUGGCCACUUUCGCCGCCAGGUCCGUCCUCCGCUCAGCCGCCACUUCCGGCCGAGCCGCCGCCGCCAGAAUUUCCACCGGCGCGAAGCCAAAAAGCUCUCCGUUUCGUAUUCCAACUCAAAAACCUCUCAAUUCUCGCAUUUUCAGGUCGCCAGUAGAAAUGAGUUGUGUUAGAGUGGAAUCGAUGUUUCCAUUUCACACUGCAACUGCCUCAGCAUUGCUUACUUCAAUGCUCUCUGCUACUCCUCGGAGCUAUGGUUGGACGCUUGAAGAUUGCAAUGAUGAUUUAUGAUGUCGGAGGGUUCAACCGAAGUAUUAUGUCCAUGCAGUCUAAGAGAAUGUCUGUAUGAGCUCUGAAGAAGAAAUAUUUGCUUUCUUCUGUGACUGUCAAUUUGAUUUCCGUUCUAAUCUUCCCAUUUGUGAAACUGGGAUUUUAUCCCCUUUCAGUGAAUUUAGCUUAUUCUGAAGCAUUUAUUUAGUAGUAUUUACUCGUCGAAUUCUUCUGAUGUUCAUUGUAUUUAUAGAUUAUGUGAGAGCAAAUAUAGGUAAACAACAUGGCUCGAAUGCAUCAACUUUGUCAAGAAUUAUCCUCAAGAACUUACUUGCGUGAUAUUUCGGGUUAAUUUUGAACAUCUUUUUUUAAUAUAGUAGUUUGACAAUGAUUUUUCCU